UUUCCGGCAGUAAUCGAGAGUUACUAACGUGCCCCGCCUCCGCCACCCCCCUUCUCUCAGCUUCGGUCCUCUCAACCGCCGCCCGGCUGGCUUGCUGUCCCCGCGCUCCCUCCAGUCCUCCGCCCUCCGCCCCUUCCCUCCCCACCUCGCCUGGCCCUGUAGGCGCCUCCGGCGGCACGGGCUGGGCAAGAUGGCGGCUUUCGGGAUCUUGAGCUAUGAACACCGACCCCUGAAGCGGCUGCGGCUGGGGCCUCCCGAUGUGUACCCUCAAGAUCCCAAACAGAAGGAGGAUGAACUGACGGCUUUGAAUGUAAAACAAGGUUUCAAUAAUCAGCCUGCUGUCUCUGGGGAUGAACAUGGCAGUGCCAAGAACGUCAACUUCAAUCCUGCCAAGAUCAGUUCCAACUUCAGCAGCAUUAUCGCAGAGAAGUUACGCUGUAAUACUCUCUCUGACACUGGUCGCAGGAAGUCCCUAAUGAACCAGAAGGACAACUUCUGGCUGGUGACUGCAAGAUCUCAGAGUGCUAUUAACACCUGGUUCACUGACCUGGCUGGCACCAAACCACUCACACACCUAGCCAAAAAGGUCCCCAUUUUCAGUAAGAAGGAAGAAGUGUUUGGGUACUUAGCCAAAUACACAGUGCCUGUGAUGCGGGCUGCCUGGCUCAUUAAGAUGACCUGUGCCUACUAUGCAGCAAUGUCUGAGACUAAGGUUAAGAAGAAAAACACUGCUGACCCCUUCACUGAAUGGACUCAAAUCAUCACAAAGUACUUAUGGGAACAGCUACAGAAAAUGGCUGAAUACUAUCGGCCAGGGCCUGCAGGAAGUGGAGCCUGUGGUUCUGCUGUAGGACCCUUGCCCCAUGAUGUAGAGGUGGCAAUCAGGCAGUGGGACUACAAUGAGAAGCUUGCCAUGUUCAUGUUUCAGGAUGGAAUGCUGGACAGACAUGAGUUCCUGACUUGGGUGCUUGAGUGUUUUGAGAAAAUACGCCCUGGAGAGGAUGAAUUGCUUAAAUUGCUGCUUCCCCUUCUGCUUCGAUACUCAGGGGAAUUUGUUCAGUCUGCCUAUCUGUCCCGCCGCCUUGCCUACUUCUGUACCCGGAGAUUGGCUCUACAGCUGGAUGGCGUGAGCAGCCACUCAUCUCAUGUUAUAUCUGCUCAGUCAACAAGUUCUCUGCCCACUACCCCUGCACCUCAAGCCCCAACUAGCAGUACACCCUCAACUCCCUUUAGUGACCUGCUUAUGUGUCCUCAGCACCGGCCCCUGGUUUUUGGCCUCAGCUGUAUCCUUCAGACCAUCCUUCUAUGUUGUCCUAGUGCCCUAGUUUGGCACUACUCCUUGACUGAUAGCCGAAUUAAGACAGGCUCACCACUUGACCACCUGCCUAUUGCUCCUUCCAACUUGCCCAUGCCAGAGGGUAACAGUGCCUUCACUCAGCAGGUCCGUGCAAAAUUGCGAGAGAUUGAACAACAGAUCAAGGAGCGAGGACAAGCAGUUGAGGUUCGCUGGUCUUUUGAUAAGUGUCAGGAAGCUACUGCAGGUUUCACCAUUGGACGGGUGCUCCAUACUUUAGAAGUGCUGGAUAGCCAUAGUUUUGAGCGCUCUGACUUUAGUAACUCUCUUGACUCCCUUUGUAAUCGAAUCUUUGGACUGGGGCCUAGUAAGGAUGGUCAUGAGAUUUCCUCCGAUGAUGAUGCUGUAGUAUCUUUAUUAUGUGAGUGGGCUGUUAGCUGCAAGCGCUCUGGUCGACAUCGCGCUAUGGUAGUAGCCAAGCUCCUGGAGAAGAGACAAGCUGAAAUUGAGGCUGAGCGUUGUGGAGAAUCUGAAACAGCUGAUGAGAAAGGUUCCGUCGCCUCUGGUUCCCUUUCUGCUCCUAGUGCACCCAUUUUCCAGGAUGUCCUCCUGCAGUUUCUGGAUACACAGGCUCCCAUGCUAACUGAUCCCCGCAGUGAGAGUGAACGAGUGGAAUUCUUUAACUUAGUACUGCUGUUCUGUGAACUGAUCCGACAUGAUGUUUUCUCCCACAACAUGUACACCUGCACUCUUAUCUCCCGGGGGGACCUUGCAUUUGGAGCCCCUGGUCCUCGGCCUCCUUCUCCCUUUGAUGAUCCUGUGGAUGAUCCAGAGCGCAAGGAGGCCGAAGGCAGCAGCAGUAGCAAGGUGGAGGAUCCAGGCCUCUCUGAAUCUAUGGACAUCGACCCUAGUUCCAGUGUGCUCUUUGAGGACAUGGAAAAGCCUGAUUUCUCAUUGUUCUCUCCUACUAUGCCUUGUGAGGGGAAGGGAAGCCCAUCCCCUGAGAAACCAGAUGUCGAAAAGGAAGUGAAACCCCCACCCAAAGAGAAGCUCGAGGGGACACUUGGGGUUCUUUAUGACCAGCCACGACAUGUGCAGUAUGCCACACACUUUCCAAUCCCACAGAGGAGGGAAGGACUUGUGAUGGAGUCUGAUGGUGCUGCUGGGAUGCAGGAGGAGUCAUGCAGCCAUGAGUGCAACCAGCGGUUGGUCGUACUGUUUGGGGUGGGGAAGCAACGAGAUGAUGCCCGCCAUGCCAUCAAGAAGAUUACCAAGGAUAUUCUGAAGGUUCUGAACCGCAAAGGGACAGCAGAGACUGACCAGCUUGCUCCUAUUGUGCCUCUGAAUCCUGGAGACCUGACAUUCUUAGGUGGGGAAGAUGGGCAGAAGCGACGCCGCAGCCGUCCUGAAGCCUUCCCCACUGCUGAAGAUAUUUUUGCUAAGUUCCAGCAUCUUUCUCAUUAUGACCAACACCAGGUCACGGCUCAGGUCUCCCGGAAUGUUCUGGAGCAGAUCACGAGCUUUGCCCUUGGCAUGUCAUACCACUUGCCUCUGGUGCAGCAUGUGCAGUUCAUCUUCGACCUCAUGGAAUAUUCACUGAGCAUCAGUGGCCUCAUCGACUUUGCUAUUCAGCUGCUGAAUGAGCUGAGUGUGGUUGAGGCUGAGCUCCUUCUCAAAUCAUCUGAUCUGGUGGGCAGCUACACUACCAGCCUAUGCUUAUGUAUUGUGGCUGUCCUUCGACACUAUCACGCCUGCCUCAUCCUCAACCAAGACCAGAUGGCACAAGUAUUUGAGGGGCUCUGUGGUGUAGUGAAACAUGGAAUGAACCGUUCAGAUGGCUCCUCUGCAGAGCGCUGUAUCCUUGCUUAUCUCUAUGAUCUGUAUACCUCCUGUAGCCAUUUAAAGAGCAAAUUUGGGGAACUCUUCAGUGACUUUUGCUCAAAAGUGAAGAACACCAUCUACUGCAAUGUGGAGCCAUCAGAAUCCAAUAUGCGCUGGGCACCGGAGUUCAUGAUUGACACUCUGGAGAACCCUUCUGCUCACACUUUCACCUACACGGGGCUCGGCAAGAGUCUUAGUGAGAACCCUGCUAACCGCUACAGCUUUGUCUGCAAUGCUCUCAUGCACGUCUGCGUGGGACACCAUGAUCCUGAUAGGGUAAAUGACAUCGCAAUCCUGUGUGCGGAGCUGACUGGCUAUUGCAAGUCACUGAGUGCAGAGUGGCUAGGAGUUCUUAAAGCCUUGUGCUGCUCCUCUAACAAUGGCACUUGUGGUUUCAACGAUCUCCUGUGCAAUGUAGACGUCAGUGACUUGUCUUUUCAUGAUUCCCUGGCCACUUUUGUUGCCAUCCUCAUUGCGCGACAGUGUUUGCUCCUAGAAGACCUGAUUCGCUGUGCUGCCAUCCCUUCACUCCUCAAUGCCGCUUGUAGUGAGCAAGAUUCUGAGCCAGGGGCCAGGCUUACUUGCCGCAUCCUCCUCCACCUGUUCAAGACACCACAACUCAAUCCUUGCCAGUCUGAUGGAAACAAACCUACCGUUGGAAUCCGGUCCUCCUGUGACCGCCACCUGCUGGCUGCCUCCCAGAACCGCAUCGUGGACGGAGCUGUGUUUGCUGUUCUCAAGGCUGUGUUUGUACUAGGGGAUGCGGAGCUAAAAGGUUCAGGCUUCACUGUGACGGGAGGGACAGAAGAACUUCCAGAAGAGGAGGGAGGAGGUGGUAGUAGCAGUCGCAGACAGGGUGGCCGCAACAUCUCUGUGGAGACAGCAAGUCUGGAUGUCUAUGCCAAGUACGUGCUUCGAAGCAUCUGCCAACAGGAAUGGGUAGGAGAACGUUGCCUUAAGUCACUGUGUGAGGAUAGCAAUGAUCUACAAGACCCAGUGUUGAGUAGUGCCCAGGCCCAGCGCCUCAUGCAGCUCAUCUGCUACCCACAUCGACUGCUGGACAAUGAAGACGGAGAAAACCCCCAGCGGCAGCGCAUUAAACGUAUUCUCAAGAACUUAGACCAGUGGACCAUGCGCCAGUCCUCCUUGGAACUACAGCUGAUGAUCAAGCAGACCCCCAGCAAUGAGAUGAACUCUCUCUUGGAGAACAUUGCCAAGGCCACAAUCGAGGUUUUCCAACAGUCAGCAGAGACAGGGUCAUCUUCUGGAAGUACAGCAAGCAACAUGCCCAGCAGCAGCAAGACCAAACCUGUGCUCAGCUCUCUAGAACGUUCUGGUGUAUGGCUGGUGGCUCCUCUCAUUGCCAAACUGCCCACCUCAGUCCAGGGACAUGUAUUAAAAGCUGCUGGGGAGGAAUUGGAGAAGGGUCAGCAUCUGGGUUCCUCUUCCCGAAAGGAACGAGAUCGACAAAAACAGAAGAGCAUGUCCCUGUUGAGCCAGCAGCCUUUCCUAUCACUGGUUCUGACGUGCCUGAAAGGACAGGAUGAGCAACGUGAAGGGCUCCUUGCCUCCCUCCACAGCCAGGUGCACCAGAUUGUGAUUAACUGGCGAGAAAACCAGUACUUAGAUGAUUGCAAACCAAAGCAGCUAAUGCAUGAGGCACUCAAACUUCGGCUCAACCUGGUCGGGGGCAUGUUUGACACGGUGCAGCGUAGUACCCAGCAGACUACAGAGUGGGCCCAGCUCCUCCUGGAGAUCAUCAUCAGUGGCACCGUGGACAUGCAGUCUAAUAAUGAGCUCUUCACUACUGUGCUGGAUAUGCUGAGUGUGCUUAUCAAUGGAACAUUGGCUGCAGACAUGUCCAGCAUCUCGCAAGGCAGCAUGGAGGAAAACAAACGCGCAUAUAUGAACCUGGUGAAGAAGCUUCAGAAGGACUUGGGGGAACGCCAAUCAGACAGUCUGGAAAAGGUUCACCAACUGUUGCCACUACCCAAGCAGAACCGAGACGUCAUAACUUGUGAACCACAGGGCUCCCUUAUCGACACCAAGGGCAACAAGAUUGCUGGCUUUGAUUCCAUCUUCAAAAAGGAGGGUCUACAAGUUUCCACCAAACAAAAGAUCUCUCCCUGGGAUCUUUUUGAGGGCUUGAAGCCAUCAACAGCACCACUCUCCUGGGCCUGGUUUGGCACAGUCCGAGUGGACCGCCGAGUAGCACGAGGGGAGGAGCAGCAACGGCUGUUGCUCUACCAUACACACCUGAGGCCUCGGCCCAGAACCUAUUACCUGGAGCCACUACCUCUGCCCCCAGAAGAUGAGGAGCCACCAGCCCCUACCCUACUAGAGCCUGAGAAAAAGGCUCCUGAACCUCCCAAGACUGACAAACCAGGGGCUGCUCCUCCCAGUACCGAAGAGCGCAAGAAGAAGUCUACUAAGGGCAAGAAACGCAGCCAGCCAGCUACUAAGACCGAGGACUAUGGCAUGGGUCCAGGUCGGAGUGGCCCCUAUGGUGUGACAGUGCCUCCAGACCUUCUGCACCAUGCAAAUCCUGGUUCCAUAUCCCACCUUAGCUACAGGCAGGGCUCAAUGGGCUUGUACACCCAGAACCAGCCACUACCUGCUGGUGGCCCUCGUGUGGACCCAUACCGUCCAGUGCGACUACCAAUGCAGAAGCUGCCAACUAGACCAACUUACCCUGGUGUGCUGCCUACAACUAUGACUACCGUCAUGGGCCUAGAACCCUCAUCUUAUAAGACCUCUGUGUACCGGCAGCAGCAACCCACAGUGCCCCAAGGACAGCGCCUUCGCCAACAGCUCCAGGCAAAGAUACAGAAUCAGGGGAUGUUGGGACAGUCAUCUGUCCAUCAGAUGACUCCUAGUUCUUCCUAUGGUUUGCAGACUUCCCAGGGCUAUACUUCUUAUGUUUCUCAUGUGGGAUUGCAGCAACACACAGGCCCUGCAGGUACCAUGGUGCCCCCCAGCUACUCCAGCCAGCCUUAUCAGAGCACCCACCCUUCUACCAAUCCUACUCUUGUAGAUCCUACACGCCACCUGCAACAGCGGCCCAGUGGCUAUGUUCAUCAGCAGGCCCCAACCUAUGGGCACGGAUUGACUUCCACUCAAAGGUUUUCACACCAGACACUGCAGCAGACACCCAUGAUGGGUACUAUGACUGCGUUGAGUGCUCAGGGUGUCCAGGCAGGCGUCCGUUCAACUUCCAUCCUGCCUGAGCAGCAGCAGCAGCAGCAGCAACAACAACAGCAGCAACAACAGCAACAGCAGCAGCAGCAGCAGCAGCAGCAACAGCAGCAGCAACAGCAGCAGCAGCAGCAGCAGCAGUACCACAUUCGGCAGCAACAACAGCAGCAGCAGAUCCUACGGCAACAGCAGCAACAGCAGCAGCAGCAGCAGCAGCAGCAACAGCAGCAGCAGCAGCAACAACAGCAGCAACAGCAGCAACAGCAGCAGCCACACCAGCAACAGCAGCAGGCAGCUCCUCCCCAACCCCAACCCCAGUCUCAGCCCCAGUUCCAGCGCCAGGGGCUUCAGCAGACCCAGCAGCAGCAACAGACAGCGGCUUUGGUGCGGCAACUUCAACAACAACUCUCCAAUACCCAGCCACAGCCCAGUACCAACAUAUUUGGACGCUACUGAACCACCUGGAGGAACUGCUUGUACACUGGAUAGAGCCCAGCCUUUCUGCUUAAUUCCCAGUCCCCUUCCUGGGCGAGCUCCAGUAGUGGUUGAGGUCCUUCCCUCAGGCUCCGUUUUUAAUGAAUUUUUAGUAUUUUUGUUAACAUGAAUCAUUGAACUGUU
Molecule: messenger RNA, 6988 nt
Organism: Meriones unguiculatus (Mongolian gerbil)
Lineage: Eukaryota; Metazoa; Chordata; Mammalia; Rodentia; Muridae
Gene: Med12
Product: mediator complex subunit 12
Exons: 45
Coding region: 191-6826 (2211 amino acids)
Biological process (GO): regulation of transcription by RNA polymerase II
Cellular component (GO): mediator complex
Molecular function (GO): transcription coactivator activity; beta-catenin binding
Source: RefSeq, a predicted model, not a curated record